GUUCACCCAGAGGUAUUCCGUAAACAUCUGACAUGAACCCGCUCCCCCCUUUUCUGAAAAUGCCUACCACCUUCUAAAAAAAAAAACUUAUCCUCCACUUUCACUAUCUCGCAAACCCGCGCUCCUAUGGAAACAGACGCUGAUAAAUCACAUUACAAUCAUCCCCAAUCUGGUUCCCCUACCAGCAUGGAUUACUAUUGGGAUUCAUACGCCCAUUUCGGUAUCCAUGAGGUGAUGCUCAAAGAUUCCAUCAGAACUCUGAGUUAUCGUAUGGCAAUCGAUAAAAAUUCACACCUCUUCAACGAAAAGAUCGUCUUAGAUGUAGGAUGCGGUACCGGAAUUCUCAGCAUGUUCGCAGCCAAGGCCGGUGCCAAGAAAGUUAUAGGUGUAGAUGCCUCGAAGAUCAUCGAAUCCACCAGAGAAAUCAUCCAAGCUAAUGGACUCGAAGAUCGAAUCACGCUGAUUCAGGGAAAAAUAGAAGAAAUAUCACUCCCCGUAGAUCAAGUAGACAUCAUCAUCAGCGAAUGGAUGGGAUAUUUUCUAUUUUACGAAAGUAUGCUUAGUACCGUCAUAUUUGCAAGAGAUAAAUGGCUGGCGCCAAAUGGAGCACUCUUCCCAGAUAAAGCCAGCUUGUAUCUGGUUGGAAUCGAAGACAAAGAAUACAAAGAAGAAAAAAUUGAUUUUUGGGAUAAUGUGUAUGGAUUCGAUAUGAGUUGUAUCAAGAAGAAAGCUUACCAAGAUCCAAUCGUUGAUACGGUCCCUGAGGAAGCGAUAGUCACUACUGCUUCAAAACUUAUGACUGUCGACUUGAAAACCGUUCAAGCAAAAGAUUUAACUUGGUCUGCCAAUUUUGAGCUCAUAGCCACACAAAAAGAUAGCAUACAUGCAUUUGCUGCUUACUUUGAUGUAGAAUUCACAGACUGCCAGGAACAAAUCCGAUUCAGUACUGCGCCAGAUCAAGAACCAACUCAUUGGAACCAAACAAUCUUCUAUUUAAAAGACGUUCUUCCUGUCAACGUUGGAGAAGUCAUCAAAGGAAAAAUCAGUACGACUCCAAAUGCCAAAAACUUUAGAGAUUUGAACAUCUCUAUCGAAUAUCAGUAUGAAGGUUCUAUUUUCAUAGUCAAAAAUGUACAAUAUUAUAAAAUGCGUUAG
Molecule: messenger RNA, 1155 nt
Organism: Schistocerca gregaria
Lineage: Eukaryota; Metazoa; Arthropoda; Insecta; Orthoptera; Acrididae
Exons: 7
Coding region: 127-1155 (342 amino acids)
Biological process (GO): peptidyl-arginine methylation
Cellular component (GO): nucleus
Molecular function (GO): protein-arginine N-methyltransferase activity
Source: RefSeq, a predicted model, not a curated record